This is a messenger RNA of Aspergillus pseudoviridinutans, 1323 nucleotides long. Its product is annotated as putative inositol 5-phosphatase. Gene Ontology annotation, biological process: phosphatidylinositol dephosphorylation. Gene Ontology annotation, molecular function: phosphatidylinositol-4,5-bisphosphate 5-phosphatase activity. The transcript has a single exon. NCBI's taxonomy places the organism in Eukaryota, Fungi, Ascomycota, Eurotiomycetes, Eurotiales, Aspergillaceae. Bases 1 to 1323 code for a protein of 440 amino acids. The record is from RefSeq and is a predicted model, not a curated record.
AUGGACAAACUCAGCCUCUACAUCCUCACCUUCAAUUGCGCCCGCAACCCCGUCGACGUCGACCUCUUCGCCGCCCACUUCUUCCACGCCCUUCCCCACACCGUCACCUCCGCACCGGAGCUCAUCGCCCUCAGUCUCCAGGAACUUGCCCCGAUCGCCUACGCCUUCCUCGGCGGCUCUUACCUAACACCCUACUUUACCUCGUUCCGCCAGGUUGUCGACCGCGCGGCGGCAAGUCGCUGGGAGGAUGCGCAGUAUGUCACUGUGGUUGAGGACCAUGUAGGGAUGACGGGGUUGAUGGUAUUUGCGCGGUCGGACGUCGUCUGGCGGAUCACGUCAGUACAGACCGCGAGAGUCGGACUGGGCUUGCAGCAGAUGGGGAAUAAGGGGGCUGUUGGGGCGAGGCUGCGGUGGUCGUCGGAGUCCGGGACGGUGCCGCUGACGUUUGUCGGGGCGCAUCUUGCUCCUGCGGAGGAUGCGGUUGAGCGGCGGAAUGAGGAUUGGAGGGGGAUCGUGGAGAGGUUGGUUUUUUCAACCACAAGCCAUGAGGAGGAUUCGGAGCGGGCGUCGUUGCUUGGUUCGUCAACGACGACUGGGGACGGUGACCGGGACGGUGACGGCGAGGGCGAGGGUGAAGGGGAAGGUGUGUUUACGGCAGGUUACMUCUUCCUCGCGGGCGACCUCAACUACCGCACCUCCAACACGAUGCCGCAGCCGGCCGACUUCGGGCGAUUUCCGCUGCUGGAUGCCGACGCGAGCAGCCCGCUGCAUUACUCGCGGCUGCUGCGCGACGACCAGCUCACGCGCGAACGAGAAAAGAGCCGGUGUUUCCACGGCCUGUCUGAAGCGCCGAUCGCCUUCCCGCCGACGUACAAGUACAAGCUUGGGGCGUGCAAUCCGCGCCAAUGGAAGUUUGUCCUCAGUCGCUGGCCAAGCUGGUGCGACCGGAUCCUGUAUCGGGAUUCUUCUUCGACGGCGAAGGUGACGCCUUACCGAUACGACGUGCUGCCUCUGUUUCCGACGUCGGACCAUCGUGCCGUUGCGCUCGCGGCAGCGGUGGCCCUACGGACAGUCCAGGCUGGUCCAUCCGAUUCAGAAUCUGCACCUGCGACAGACGUGCAGCAGCCGCAGCAACAGCCGGCGGCUCCGUUUCCGAUCGACCAGAAUUGGAAACGCAAACGAGUUGAGGCCCGACGCAAAGAGCUGGUGGUGGGUGGAUUGGCGUAUCUGGGGUUGACCUGGGAGGGCCGUCGGAUCCUGGUGGGCAUGGUCCUUGGCGGAUUGGGGGCGUGGUUCGUGCUGCGAUCGAUGCUCAGCCUUUGA